This is a messenger RNA of Exserohilum turcica Et28A, 534 nucleotides long. RefSeq lists its product as uncharacterized. The record is from RefSeq and is a predicted model, not a curated record. The transcript has 3 exons. Bases 1 to 534 code for a protein of 177 amino acids. NCBI's taxonomy places the organism in Eukaryota, Fungi, Ascomycota, Dothideomycetes, Pleosporales, Pleosporaceae.
AUGAGUCUCGAUAUCCCCCGCCCCGACUACGGCUUCUUGCCCGAAACACACCCAUACGCCGCUCCCCUUUCCUCUUCCGCCUCCUCUUCUACUUCGUCAGUCUUCUCAGAUGCUGCGUCACAGACGUCUAGCGCAAGCUCCACAUCGUCUCAUUCCAAUUGGGACUCAGAAGAGUGGAGUCGCAACCAAGCGUCUGCCAUGGAUGCUGCCAGCCUAGCUGCUUUCCAGCCCAUUAGCCGAGUCAGCACUUACCCCCAGUAUCAACCUGCGGUAUGCCGUGAGCCCGUGCCGGAGAGGCUACCUUCUCUACGUACCGAGUUCCUGGCACCACCGGAGCAGCGUCAGAAUCCCCGCCGGUCGUCGGCGGCUGUCAACCAACGGCCCCCACCCCAGUUGGUUCGGCAAUCGGAUCGCAAGGUCAACUUCGUCGAUUGCCUCGUCGACCUGAAAGAUGUGAUGCAGAGCGUGAUGGGGGGGGGCUUUGUUGAAGUCUUGUUGGCGGAGGCCGAAAAUCUCGUUGGUCCAAUGGCCUGA